GUCAUCAGUUCCGGCAGAUAGUGGCCGAUCGAUAGCACCAUGCGAUUCGUAGAGUCCGGGUGGGGGAUAAUUAUCCUUCUUGCAGUGGAUUUCUCUUACUCCCGCAGUGAGUCUGUCAUUGACUGCUUGUCAAGUAGCGAUCGGGAUCGUUGCGCCGAAGAAUCGCUCUGCUCCAGUUUACUCGUAGGCGAGAUUUGCGAUGGCCAACUGGACUGUCCCAACGGAUCGGACGAAGACGCCACGUUAUGUAUGGACCCCAGGUGGAACACCAUUCCUUGUCACUACGACAACCAAAGGCGAUGUUCCGGGAAACGCCCCGGACAAUGUGUGAAUCCCGAUGACUUCUGUGACAACAUCUAUCAGUGCAGUGAUCGGAGCGAUGAGAACUUCUGCUUGCACUUCACCAAGCAAUUCAAUCAAGCAUUGCCUCUCUCUGACUCUGCCAGCGAGAGUGACCCUGAUGAAGCACUGGCAGAUGAUCAAGGAGACAACAAUAGCGAUGCCAAGACAUUUUGGAUCAUCGUGUUUCUCUUGUGUGCGAUCCCUCUGACUUGGCUUUUCAAAGGAUAUUUUCUGUCCAAGUUCGCGGUUUGGUUUGGCACCCGGAUCACGACAUCUCCAGAGUUAAGCUUGUCCAUGGUGAGCUUGCGGGAUGCUCCUGAUGCGGACAUUCUUCACAUGCUGGAAUUUAUCCACACCAUUCGCUCGCAUGUGAUCGGUGAUGAUCCUUGGGAACAGAUUGAGGAUCGAAUGUUGAAAAUCUUCCAACGUGUCCACGACACUUCCACGUGGGACCAAAACGCCAAGAUCAUCUUCGAUAUGGGACAUCUCUUGUUCGAGUCCGACAUGAAUUGGAUCGACGAGUUCCACGUGGCCAUGCACAAACUGGAACGUCUGAUCCACCAAAACGAUGAGCUGAAGGUGGAUCUAUGUCUAAAACAUGAUUUGGGCAAUCGCUACACGUACGAUCUGCUCUGGUCGACCGAGCCCCCUGGGAUCCGCAAGUUGCAGUGCCUUUGUCCGGAUUGGUUCCAUCGCAUGUGGCGAUCCAAGUGGUUCAAGACGGUUCUCAUAUUUCUGACCAUCACUAAAGAGGCGGUUUCUUACUAUCUGGACCUGAUCAAGGAUUGGGUGAUUUUCAUCGUGUUGUAUAACCAUGCUAGACCGGAACACUUCCUUGAGUUUGAAGCCCAGCUUUUGUUCCUUUUGGCUCUAUUCCUGGUGGUCCCCGAACUCAUCCAGGGUGGAUAUUUUGCUCACAACUACAAGAUCAUUUUGGGACUGAAGGCCUACAGCUUCAAAACCAUACCGGAAGUCAUCCUCAAAAUAUUGUUGAUACCUCUUUCGCCAUUCAUUCCGGCCAUUUUGCUCUUGGAGCGAGGAAAAAUUGCCUACCACAAUUUGAGGAUUCAAACCAUUCUCAUUGAGCGAAUGGAAAAGUAUCAGGAUGCAUUGCCUCCCAAGGAGAUUGACGGGUUCAAAUCCAAUUUUGAGCUUUACCAGAAAGCUCUGGAGGAUCGCGACGAGUUCUUUGCCAUCAUCGUGGAUGCCAAAAACCUCGAGGCCAGCACCGAGACCAUCUUCCAAUACAUCCUUCAAUUCAUGGUGCUACUCGUGGUGCGCUUGGCCUUGGGAACCAUAGUCACCGAUGGCAUUGAGAAGAUCUUCUUCUCUCAGGUGGGCAACUUGCUGUACGUCUCCUUGGUUUUCUCCUUCUUAUCACUGAUCAGCUCAAGAUCGGGGAUCGAGGCGUGGAAGAAACAGGGGUUCUUCCAAUCCAAAUCCAAGAUUCUCUUUGGAAUGAGCACGUUUUUAGCCUUACUGGGAAAAGUGUGGAGCAUCGUGUUUUAUUUCGCUCCCACGCUCGGAUUAUUCUACAUGGCCGUUCCAUGGUUCAAGGGACGCAUUCCUUUCGCCGAGGAUUUCAACAUAAGCAAUACUACCGUGUCCUCAAUUUGGGUGGCGACCGAUCCAACUUUGGGAGAGUUCACCCUCAUUAGCUUGAGCACCUACUACAUAUUCUACCUCAUUUUCGUGCCGUGGCAGUGUGUGCUGCUGUACAUGGUGAAGCAGUUCUUGGUGCCGGCUUUUCGGAAAUCCUCGGGACGCUCCAAGAAGCUCCUCCACAUUGUGAGUUGCUUGAAUUUCCCGUCCAUAUUCGAAGAUUGGGACGAAAAGUGCUCAGAAAAUGUCCAGGAGUAUGACGACCGAUGGAAGAAUGUUUGGUUUGAGCACCAGCUCAUGAUCUUCUUUCAUGGUGCAAUCAACGUGUUAAACUGUGUUCCAACGGUGUUUUGUUCCGUUCAGAUCCUUUGUCGACAUCAGUACCUAUUGCAAAGCUGGUUUCAGCCCACUCAAGAAGAGCACAGUGCCAUGAUCGUGGCUUGGAUCUUGGUGUUCUCGCCCAUUUACAUGCUAGUAUUAGCUUACCUACAAAGAAAAAUAAUCUUGGUGUACUAUAAGAGUGGGCAUCCUUGGUCCAGGAUCUUUGUCAAACUCCCCUCCAACCAAGCUCCAAUGGAAUCCAUGGAAGGAGAGAAUAUCCAUCCCACUGCCUCGACUGAACAAGGACUAACAGGAAUCAACGUUCAGUCAUAACGAAUUUUGUGGCCACCCUUCUUACUCCUUGUUAACCGCAUCAAAUCCCUUAAAAUCAUGUUGACUUUUUGUUAAGACUGCAACCCCUCGCUAUACCAUAAGAUAGCACUAAGCCCAUCAACAAACAAAACUUUACAAUAGUUCUGAUUGUUCCCAAUGAGCGAUACCCGUUUCAAAUUUCAUCCAGUUUUUUUUUCUUUUUUUGAGAUAGGUUUCAUAACAAUGAUUUCCAUACUUUGGCCUUGCUAUUUCAACUACAGAUGUAUCCAAUAAUGUCCAUACCUACAGUAUUUUUCAGAGCCAACCAUUUCGGGAACUAACGACUUUCACUUUUAUUGGGCGGGGCUGAGGCUCCAAAGAGCGGAGUUUUCCUCCAACAGUCUUCAUUUUCUCGCUCUUUUGGACAAAGACCAUUAUUGGUUCUCUUGUUCUGCCGUUUCCGUUAUUUCUCCCACUCGAAAUCUACGAUUGUCACCAGGGGUUAUUUGCCAUGUCGAUGGGAACGAGAGAUUUCAUACAGUCUUUGACGGAUUUCGGUUGCACGUUGCGUGUUUGAAUGGAGCUUAAGCGCUUUCCUUUGCAUAGCAUUAACCAAUGUUUGGCUUGGAAUUGACUGUUGCAAAAGCCCCAAUUGGCUAUCGAAUUGUCAUAUCCCAGAGGAGAUUAUUUCGGUAAUCCUUGUGAAGUGAAAUCAGAUCGAACAAAUGGAUGCACAAAAGGCUGGUACACUAAAAACAGUCUCAAUACCACUACUCGCCCUCAGGCCAAGUUCAGAAUUGGGAAAUGGUUGGAUAUCUCGAGGGCAUCUUAUAAUCUUGGCAUGUAUUCGACUCAUCGGGAUUUUUUGGUCAGUCCGGAUUAAAUUGAUGUUGCUUUGAAGAUCUAAUCUGAUAAUCCAUGCCGAUCUCAAACUAUUGUACUUAUUGUACCUUGCAGACAGAAACCCUUUGACGAGAAGGGAGAGAGAACGAGAGGUCGAGAUUGAUAUGCAAAUCAUCUUCUGCUUUGGGUUCGCUCAGGAUCAUCAGCUUUUGCUCCUCUUGUUGGGUUCCAACUAUUCAGCCAUGCCACGUUUGAAAGCAAAGCAAAUAACUCCGUUAGACAACGUUCCUGGUUAGUGGGAAGGCACGACUCUUUUCUGGUCGGUUUUACCUGUUCAUCCUUUUAAGGAAACCAGACCUUCUAAUGGCUACUUACUUUGAGUCUAACUGGCACUCGGGCGACGAGAAGAGGGAACAAUAAUUUCCGAGUGAUACAAUAAUGUCUUGGGAGGUUCCCUCGCUAACUCCUCGAGGGUCGUUUAUUUCUUAUUCAUGGGUAAGCAGAUUUGUAUCUGGGAAUAAUAAAUACUGUUUUCCGAA
Tigriopus californicus is the source of this 3959-nucleotide messenger RNA. RefSeq lists its product as uncharacterized. The record is from RefSeq and is a predicted model, not a curated record. NCBI's taxonomy places the organism in Eukaryota, Metazoa, Arthropoda, Copepoda, Harpacticoida, Harpacticidae. The transcript has 2 exons. The coding region runs from base 40 to 2598 and encodes 852 amino acids. Gene Ontology annotation, molecular function: protein binding.